Molecule: messenger RNA, 1038 nt
Organism: Sorghum bicolor (sorghum)
Lineage: Eukaryota; Viridiplantae; Streptophyta; Magnoliopsida; Poales; Poaceae
Exons: 4
Coding region: 346-714 (122 amino acids)
Cellular component (GO): mitochondrial membrane
Source: RefSeq, a predicted model, not a curated record
GUGACGCGCGAGCACGCGAGCACGACUGCGCGAGGAGGAGCCGCCGGCCGCCGCGGUCCGCCAGCCCUGCGCCCCUGCCCUCCACUCCCGCACGCGGCACGCGCACAGGCGCACCGCUUCUCGCCUCGCGCCCUUGCCUGCUCCCGCAGUCCGCGCGCGGCCAGCCGCCCUCGCGCGUCCGCUCGCUCGAGUGCUCGACCCCCGACAGCGGACGGCCGGCACUCGACUCGAACUCGAGCACUCGGGCCUCGGCAGUCUGCCAGGCGCCAGCGGGCAGCGGCCACGGCCCACGACCAGUCCGGGCGUGAGGGCGUCCCGCGUCCGACUCCGGCUGAAUUUCAGAUCAUGAAUACAACCAAGAAAGCUGAUUCAGUGGAACGAGAUGCUAAGGUUUUGAAACAAGCUUCACAGUUCAAAAGGUGGGGGCGAAAACAUCCAUUUGUUCGGUAUGGGUUACCACUCAUUUCCUUGACAGUGUUUGGUGCAGUUGGACUUGCUCAUCUUAUACAGGGCAGCAAAGAAGUGACAAAGGAAAAGGAGGAUAUAGAAUGGGAGGUUGUAGAAACAACAAAAGCUCUAAGCCGAACAGGGCCAGUGGAAGGAGCCUAUAAGCCUAAGAAGCUCUCUCUAGAUGAUGAACUGAAGGCUUUGCAGCAAAAGGUUGACAUAAACAGUUACGACUACAAGCCCAUCCCAAGACCCAGUGAGAAAUAAGUGAAGCUGAACAUCAUUUACCAGUGCGUUGAGUGGAUGUUUGUUUCUUGAUACUUUCGCCGUCUCAUCUUGCUACAAGUUUUGUAUGAAUGUAUGGAGCUGAUUCAAGUUUGGAAUUAGAAAAGAGGAAUGCUCCAUCAUAAUCAUUAUAACUUUAUGCUCCGUGAGACAUGAGCUGUAGAGAAUUGGCACCAGGAACCUUGAACUGUAGGAAUCAGUGUUUGUAGCAACAGCAAUUACGCCUUCAUGGCAUGCCUGUAUUGUUACUCAGAUGCUUGGAUACUAACGCGAAUUAAUAAAUUGUUAACAGAUUCUAGUGGACAA